Messenger RNA from Spodoptera frugiperda (fall armyworm), 1743 nucleotides. RefSeq names its product para-nitrobenzyl esterase-like. The transcript is spliced from 3 exons. The coding region runs from base 22 to 1644 and encodes 540 amino acids. Lineage: Eukaryota; Metazoa; Arthropoda; Insecta; Lepidoptera; Noctuidae. The record is from RefSeq and is a predicted model, not a curated record.
UUAAUUAAGGAUCAGGUAAAGAUGUGGAAGUGUGUAGUGUUCCUGGUCUGUUUGGUAUUGAGCUUGGUGCUCGCCGAUGAGGAGUGGCGCCUCGUGAAUAUCACUCAGGGUCCUAUCCGCGGCCGCCUCGAAGACGGCGUUUACUCCUUCUAUAACAUUCCUUAUGCUUCUGCACCCACAGGAACAGAUCGAUUCAAGGCUCCUCUUGCCCCACCAGUAUGGUUGACUCCUUUUGAUGCUGUAGAUCGCAGAAUCGCAUGCCCACAGAUUUGGGUGGGUUCUGGUGAAGUGAAUAUUCAUGAAAAUUGUUUGGUGGCGAACGUAUUUGUCCCUGAUACGGAGGAUACUAAUCUACCCGUACUAGUUAACGUUCACGGCGGAGGGUACGUACUCGGUUACGGACAACAAUCACAGUUUAAGGACCUAGUGAGAAGCAGGAAAAUUAUUGUACUCACUUUUAACUAUAGAUUAGGAGUCCACGGCUUUCUGUGUCUUGGCACUGAAGGUGCUCCUGGUAAUGCGGGUCUAAAAGACCAGCUAGCAUUCCUUCGUUGGGUUAAAGCCAAUAUUGCCAGCUUUGGAGGUAACCCUGAUGAUGUAACACUUUCCGCUUGCAGUGCAGGAUCUGGCUCGAUAGACUUCUUAAGUCUUUCCAAUCUCACUAAAGGACUGUAUACGAAAACUAUACAGGAGAGUGGUGCCAGUAUAGGUGGUGUUGGAGCACAAGUAGAUCCUAUUGAGCACGCAAAGAGUUAUGCAAGACUCCUGAACUUCCACAAUGUUGAUGAUUUGAACAGCUUGGAAGAGUUCUAUAGAACGGCUCCCUUUGAGCUUCUAGUUUCAGGUGUGGAUGAAAUACUAAACACUAAGAAUGUUAAUAUUCUUUUCGGUCCUUGCGUGGAACGCGACAUUGGGCAAGAGCAUAUAGUUACUGAAGCUCCGAUGAAUAUUAUAAGACAAGGUAACUAUACUAAAGUGCCUAGGAUAUAUGGCUUCACUAACAUGGAUGGAGCUUUCCGACUUCCACAAUUUGAUACCUGGAAGGACGGUAUGAACGAGAGAUUCUCAGACUUUUUACCAGCUGAGUUACAAUUUGAGAGUGAAGAAGUUAAAGAGCAAGUUGCUCAGGAAGUCAAAGAGUUUUAUUUUAACAGUAGCCCUGUUAGUGAGGACAACAUUUUGUCUUAUAUUGCUUAUUUCACCGAUGUGAUAUUUGCUGUUCCAAUAUUGAAAUCUGUAUCAUCGCGUAUAGAGGCUCUUGGUGACACGAUAUAUCUGUUUGAGUACUCGUUUGUGGAUGAACAUACUCCGAGUUUCCCCCACACAGACGUACGUGGUGCUGAUCAUUGUUUCCAAGAAAUAGCUGUCACCGAUGAAGACGUGUCUGGUAGAACAGAGGAAUAUAAACAAAUGAAGGAAAUUAUGAGAGACUACUGGACGAAUUUUAUAUUGACUGAUUCUCCUUCGAGUUUCAACUCUCCUCUGCCGCACUGGCCACCAGCGAAUGCACAGCGUGCUCCUCACAUGGCAUUGGGCAACCGUAUUGAACUCAGAAACGACAUUAUUCGGGACAGAAUAGCUUUCUGGGAUACAAUUUACGAUAAAUAUUAUCGCGGACCAGUGGUUUACCCCUCUACCUCUUAAACAGAUCAAAAUCUCACAGAUAUUGCUUGUCAAAGUAUAGGUACGUUAUAUUUUGACUAGCUAGAUCUGUAGGAUGAAAAUUUAAUGUGUCUUUUGUAA